AUGGAACGGCAUCGGACAAAGGCCAAAUCUCAAUCAACCUUUGUCUUCUUUCUUGCAACCCUAAUCACCAUUGCCUUUUUCACUCAAUGGCUCGACAUCUCAAUAAUUACAGGAUCGUUACAAAGGACGUUUUCAUCCCAAACAUACUCGGAAGAAUUCGAUUGCUCCAUCAACUGUUCACAAACUUCACAGCCGAUCACGACAAACGCAGUAAUCAAUCCAUCAAAACAAACGUGUCCAGAGUAUUUCAGAUGGAUUCACGAAGAUUUACGUGCAUGGAGAGAUACGGGAAUCACAAAGGAAAUGGUCGAAAAUGCCAAAAACGUGGCGCAUAUUAGAAUCAUCAUAGUGAAUGGCAGAUUGUACACGCAAAAGUACAAGGACGUUUAUCAGACAAGAGACGUUGUCACGGUGUGGGGCCUACUGCAGCUUCUAAGGUUGUACCCUGGCCGUUUACCGGAUUUAGAUCUCAUGCUCGAAUGCGCUGACAAGCCCGUUAUCAAGAAACGCAACUAUGUGGGGCCUGAUUCUUCGGUUCCUCCAUUGUUUCAUUACUGUGGGGAUGAAUCGAGUUACGAUAUCGUCUUUCCUGAUUGGUCCUUUUGGGGUUGGCCGGAGGUAAAUAUAAAGCCGUGGGAGGAAUUGAAAGAGGAUAUAAAAGAAGGUUCUAGAAGGAUCAAGUGGAAGGAUAAAGAGCCUUAUGCUUAUUGGAAAGGAAACGCUAAGCUCGGCGCUGCACGACGAGAGCUGCUAAAAUGUAAUAUAUCCGAUCGAAAAGAUACGAAAGCUCGAAUCUUUUCCAUGGUAAUGUAUCAAAAUUUACAAUUUUCCUUUUAUAUAUUUGAGUGGAAAGAAGAGAAAAAACAGAACUUCAGAAACACUGAUUUAGCAAGUCAGUGUAAUUACAGGUACAAGAUUUACGUGGAAGGAGUAUCGUGGUCCGUUAGUCAAAAGUAUAUACUAGCUUGCGAUUCGAUGGCCUUGGUAAUAAAACCUCGUUACUACGAUUUCUUCACGAGAAGUUUACUGCCUUCAAUUCACUACUGGCCGAUCGACGAAAAAAACAUGUGUAAAUCCAUCGAAUAUGCUGUCGAAUGGGGCAACAAAUACGCAGAUAAGGCGGAGGAGAUUGGGAAAGAUGGGAGCGAAUUUGUGCAAGAAAAUCUUGCAAUGGAAUAUAUAUAUGACUAUACAUUUCACUUAUUGAAUGAAUAUGCGAAGCUGCUGAAAUAUAAACCGAGGGUCCCACAAGGGGCGAUCGAGACGUGCUCGGAGAAUCUGAUUUGCUCUGUCAAAGGGCAAAAAAGGAGAUUUAGGAAACAUUCUAUGGUGAAAAAUCCGUCCGAUUCACUUCCGUGCGAUUUGCCUCCUGCGUACGAUAUUGCAGCUCUUCGUGCUUUGUUCGAGCGAAAAGAGAGCCUAGAAAACCGAGUUUUUCAACGGGAUUUUUAG
Messenger RNA from Erythranthe guttata (spotted monkey flower), 1452 nucleotides. The record is from RefSeq and is a predicted model, not a curated record. NCBI's taxonomy places the organism in Eukaryota, Viridiplantae, Streptophyta, Magnoliopsida, Lamiales, Phrymaceae.